AUGGUCUUUACCGAUCUCCUCUUGAACGACAGCACCCCAGAGCUCCGAAAGUUCCCCUUCGGCGUGCUGGCCGCGCAGCCGGAGGAGGUGGCCGCAGACUUGGUGCCCAAGAUCAUCAACACCAGUGGGAACGGCAAGUCGGUUGAGUUCCUGACCGUGGACAAGAUCUUGACCAAGUUCUUCCAGAGAUUUAUCCUCGGAGAAAAGUCAAAGUACAUCGAUGAUGAUGGCAAUGUGAUCAAAAUGCCUGGCGCUGACUACCAGGACUCUUUGCAAGUUUGGAAUCAGAAAGCUUCGCACAUCCUUGGUCCGCAGAAGGCUUUGUUGGGUAUCAAACCGUUGGUCUUUCGGAAGCCUCGAGACUGUGCCAUCGGACUCCAACUCCAGUCCUUGGAGGUGGUCUCCACCGAUCAAACCUUCCGUGAAUGCUUGGAGGAGGUGACCGUGUCUGGGCAGUCUUUGUACAAGUUGUUGCAUUUGGAAGGUCUGGGCCUUUGCAUGGGCGCAGGUUACGUGUUGAGCCCGACAAGCCUUCGCUUGCAGCUGGCGCAUGUGCCAAGUGAUCAAACUUUGCGGCUUCAUUUCCAGCUUGCUACGGAGGAGGUGACCCGUGUCACCCUCCAGCAAUCACAAGUCAUGCAAGUACUGGCCAUGCGGGCUGCAGCCGCGAUAGAGGCAGCACGUUUGUACCGCCUCAUGGUGCCUGCGGAGCAGGAGAGAAAGGUGAACGAGGAUGUCCCUGCUGCCCUGGCCGAAUACAGCCGUUUGUUUGAGCAGACCUUGCUUUACAAGAAGCUGCCUGGGAAUUCACCCUUAAGCGAGCAGCUCAACUCACGUUUCCAACUCUUGGAGGACGUUUUGUCCAUCAGACUUCUGGCACGGCAGCAGCUGGCAGUCUACAACAAGGUGGAUCGCCUGGUGGAGUGGGCCAGGCGUCCGAUGAGCAGCCGGCGGCCUGAAGGGAGCCAGGAAGCCACUGCUUCGCUGACAAUGCCCAUUAUCACUGCGGAAGAGCUUGAGGACCUGCUGAGGGAGGACUCCAAGGCAGAGGCGGUGGAUUUGCCACAACGUCUCAAGUUCGAGUUGACCCUGGGCAAAGUCUCGGUGGACUUGGUGGACGACCAAGCAGACUUUGAUCAGGCUAAGCAGCUCCUAAGUCUAGCUUUGAAGGAAGCGACCUGGGAAGUUGACAUUCACUUGACAGACCACCGAGGGCAGGAUGCGGCUGAAUGGCGUCUUGAGGGGAAGUUCCAGAACCUUGAGGCGACCCAUUGCGGCAAGACGAUCCUUUGCUUCCGGACGUCCGAGCGACAUGUGGCGCAUGUGGUGCUGGCAAACAGUUUAGAGCCCUCGCAAAACCUCCUGAAGGUCAAUGCUCGCUUGGCACCCUUGGAGGUCUUUUUGGCACAAGGUUUGCUUGCUGGUAUUGUUCAGUUCUUUCCCCAAGACGAUGCAUCGAUCAGCCAGGUUGAUGAAGAGGAAGAGGAGCCGGGCCCGGUCGUCAAGGAGGUGGUGGAGAAGGUCUAUGAACAGAUUCCAGACCUCCUGGCAGUGGAUGUGUGCAUUGCUUCUCCAGUGCUCUUGGUGCCGGGAGCCUUUGGAACCAGCCGCUUCGGUUUGGGACACGUGCGUGUGACCUCCAAACCAUGCACCUGGGAGCGUAUGGAAGCAGAGCUUGAAUUGAAGGACACCUGCCUGCGUGCUGUGUCCUCGAGCGGCGCCCACUUCAAUGUGGUGAACCCCUUGCAGCUGAACUUCCGCAUUCAGAGGCACCAAUUGCGAGAGGAGACCUUCAUGGAGAUCCAAGGCCACCUCAGCGAGGCAGAUCCUCAUGGCCACGAGAUCUGCGUUUUCUUGGAACCACUGGCAUACCUUGCACGGGCGGGUUUGGAGGGCAGGAGCAAGGAGGACGACGGGCAGCUGGGAGGGGUGCAGCAAGGUGGGACGGAGUGCUUGGGCUGGGUCUUCUCUACAAGCGUGCGGCGCCGGGCGCGGCACCGCCCCCAUCGGUUGGUGCCCAUGCUGGCGACCGCCUCGAUGAUGCAAGCGCCCAUCAACAUGGAGAAGAACAGCAUCUCGGAAAACGAAGGCCCCUUCUCCACGCGUCGGACGUCCACGGAGCCCGUCACCUUCAAAGAGUUGCUCGCGGCGCUGGCCACGUGUCACGAAGCGGAGGUCGAGACGCUGCAGAUGCGCAUGGAUCACUUGCAAGCAGAAAACCGGCUGUUGAGUAUGAAGAUGAAGGACAGAACCGGUCUACGUGGCACUCGUGCGACGCGACGCACACAAAAGUCAGUGAUCGCCAGCAAGACCGAUGCAGAAGAGGGAGAGGUGGAGCCAGAGAUCGCCUUUGUGAACCCCACUGUGAGCCUUCCGGCGGCCGAGUUCACCAGAAAUACGACUGUGCGGAUGAAAAGCCAGAGCGGUGUAGCGGAGCUGAGCGGUCUGAAGUCGCCCGUGGAUGAGGGAUCAAUGGCAGUGCCACUGGAGAGGCCUUCAAAAAAUUCAAAAUCUGAAGAGAGGAGUCAGGCGGGUGAAGGCGAAGAAAUUGAGAAUGAGGAGGAGGGGGCAGAUGUUCACGCUCCAAAGUCCACUUACUAUAUCCGAGACGUUUGGAUGAGAACCUCUUUGGGAAAGACGAGAUCCCAACAACAGGUGGCCGCGUUGCAGAGGUCGCAGACCAUGGAUCGUAUGGAGAAUAAACGCUCCAGCAUCGCGGAGGAGGAUACGGAGAUCGUUGGAUUGAGCAAUGGCAUGUGGAAGCACAUCAUUGGAAGCCCGACCAGUCCGAAGAGGAUGAUCUGGGAUGCCAUCGGCGGCGUCAUGAUCCUUUGGGAUAUUGUGGCACUGCCACUCAUGGUGUUCGAUGAGGUGGAUGGACCCUUUACAGAUGCCUUAGGCAUGAUAGGCUUGUCGUAUUGGACAUUAAAUGUGGGUAAUACGCUCACGUGUGGCUACUUGCACAACGGGGUCACCAUCAUGAGUCCAUGGGCCAUCUUCAAGAGGUAUUUGACACGAGGAAUCUUCCUUGACUUAGUCACCCUGGUGCCAGACUGGGUCGUCACGAUGAUUUCCUUCUUAUCCACCAACUCGGGCUUCCAAGAAGCCAGACUUCUGCGUGCCUUGCGAGCCUUCCGGCUCACGCGUUUGGUGCGGAUCGUCAAGCUGCGGUGGCUCAUGGAGGUUGUUCGAGAUUACUUGGACUCCGAGUAUGCCAGCAUUAUGUUCGAAAUCUCUAAGAUGAUGGGCUUGCUCCUGGUGAUCAAUCACGUGUUGGCCUGCGCUUGGUAUGGCUUGCGUUUCGUGGGUGUGGAGCUCGGGUGGACCACAUGGUGGACGGGCAAUUUCCUGAUCUACGACCCUGCUCGACCUCGGGACCAACAGGGGUGGGUCUACAGCUAUCUCACCUGCUUGCACUGGAGCUUGUGCCAGUUCACACCUGCAUCCAUGGAAGUGCAGCCUACGAAUCCCCUGGAGCGCGGCUUCGCGGCCCUCACGGUGCUGUUCGCCUUGAUCGUGUUCUCUUACAUUGUGGGCAGCAUCACUGGCUCCUUGACACAGCUUCGGAUGAUGUCAGAGACCAUCACCCGAGAGACCUUGAAGCUCCGGCGCUUCCUGCGGCGGAACGCGGUGCCCAUCGGUCUGUCGCUGCGCAUCCGACGCUUCGUGGAAUUCGAGCUGAAGCGCCGCCAGCAGCCGGUGAACCACCAGAGCGUGGGGUGCCUCGCAGUCUUGUCCGAGCAGCUGCAGGUGGAAUUAAGCUUUGCCUUGGUCCAGCCAACGCUAAACACCCACGCCCUCUUUGAAGGGCUGAUGAAAAGCACUGGAGGGCUUUUGCUGCUGGAGAAAGCCAGCCAGUCCUUCGAGAAGAAGACCCUGGCAAUGGAUGAUUGGGAGUUCUUGCCAUACACACAUGCAACCUCCAUGCGCUACUUGCUGGCUGGAGAGUUGCGAUAUGUUCGCACCAUACAGAGCAGCAUGGAUAAUGAAGAAGUGACGGAGGAACUCGUCAUUGAGCCAGGUGGAAGCCGCUGGAUCUCCGAAGCCGUGAUGUGGAUCCAAGACUGGGAAUAUGUGGGCGAAUUGUCUGCGACGAUCGAGUCCCACUUGCUUCUCAUCCACCCCAAGUGCAUUUUGUCGCAAGUUGAUUUGUACCCUGCGUCUCACAAGCUGCUGAAGAACUAUGCCAACGAUUUCGUGAUGUGGCUCCAGAGCUUGCAGCCUGAUGAGAUGACCGACGUUUUAGAACCCAUCAUCGUGACGAUGCUUGUGAGGAAUCAAGCCACUGGGAAGAAGAAUUUCGCGCCUCAGCAGCUGCAAGCUCCUUCCUCCUUUCCUCGUGCCACCGUUUGA
Molecule: messenger RNA, 4353 nt
Organism: Durusdinium trenchii
Lineage: Eukaryota; Dinophyceae; Suessiales; Symbiodiniaceae
Source: the annotation of a GenBank genome assembly